Messenger RNA from Vicia villosa (hairy vetch), 1942 nucleotides. Its product is annotated as galactoside 2-alpha-L-fucosyltransferase-like. The record is from RefSeq and is a predicted model, not a curated record. The transcript has 3 exons. Gene Ontology annotation, biological process: xyloglucan biosynthetic process; cell wall biogenesis. Gene Ontology annotation, molecular function: galactoside 2-alpha-L-fucosyltransferase activity. Bases 89 to 1855 code for a protein of 588 amino acids. Gene Ontology annotation, cellular component: membrane; Golgi apparatus. Lineage: Eukaryota; Viridiplantae; Streptophyta; Magnoliopsida; Fabales; Fabaceae.
UCAAAUGGUUUUUGUUCACCUGGUUUUUUUGAUUUCAUCUAUUUCUUAACUUCUAAAGUCUCCUCUCUAACAUCUUUCCCAAUAUUUCAUGGAAAUCUUUCAAGUCACUAAGGAUAGGAUGAUGCAGAGUUUCAAGAAAUUGACACCAUUAUUUGUUGUAAUCUUGAUAGCACUUCCUUUUAUUCUCAUGAACUCAAAAUCAAAAUCAAGCUUCUCUCUCUUUGAGGAGUUUACGAAAGAAAAAAUGCUACAACUUGUUGGAGAAAAUAAAAAUGGUGACAACAUAAGCAAUGGAGGAAGAGUUCAUAAUAUAUCAAAUGACAACAUCAAUGGAGGCUAUAACAAUGGCGAAAAUAACACCGAGUCAAAAGUGCAAGGAAAAAUUCAAAAUAAUACUACAACAGUUGAAGGAAGAUCAGCUACAACAAUAGGUUCCACAAAUAUCUUAGAGAAAUUUCUUGAUGGACUUUUAGCUUCUGGGAUUGAUGAACCAUCAUGCAUGAGUAGGCAUCAGUCUCAUUUAUACCGGAAAGCUUCGCCUCAUAAACCAUCUUCGUAUUUGAUAUCGAAACUACGAAAAUACGAAGAAAUUCAUAGGAAAUGUGGACCUAAUAGUAAAGCUUAUCACAAAAGCAUGAAAAAGAUUCUAGAUUCUAAGAGAAUUAAGAGCGGUCAUGUAAUGUGCAAAUAUCUUAUUUGGACACCGGCUAAUGGUUUGGGGAACCAAAUGAUUAGUAUGGCUGCAACAUUUCUUUAUUCUCUCCUCACAGACCGCGUUAUGCUCGUGAGAUUCGGGAAAGACAAACAAGGUCUAUUCUGCGAGCCGUUUCUGAAUUCAACAUGGUUGUUGCCUGAGAAUUCUCCUUUUUGGAGUGUCAAUCAUGUUGAAACAUAUGAAAGCUUGAUAGAGAAGGAAAAAGCUAACAGUAAUUCAAAAUUGGAUUUUCCAUCUGCACUAUUUCUCAAUCUACAAUACCAAGAGAAUUAUCAUGAGAAGUUUUUUCACUGUGAUGAUAAACAAGCUCUUCUUAUCAAGGCUCCUUUGUUGAUUUUGCAAUCAGAUCAAUAUUAUGUACCUUCGCUUUUCAUGACACCUUUGUUCAACAAGGAACUUGAGAAAAUGUUCGUCAAAAAAGACACGGUUUUUCACCAUCUUGGACGCUACCUUUUCCACCCUUCGAAUUCGGCAUGGAGACUAAUCACAAAUUUCUAUCACGAACACUUGGCUAAAGCAGAUGAGAAAAUAGGCCUUCAGAUAAGAGUUUUUAGGCCUAAUACGACUCCACAACAAGCAAUUAUGAAUUUAGUUUUAAAUUGCACACUAGAAAAUAAGCUUCUUCCAAAAGUACUUUAUACGAAUAAUUCAGCGUCUUCUAGUGGCAUAAACAAGAUGAUUACAAAGGCUGUUCUUGUGACGUCUUUAUAUCCUGAAUACGGUGAGAAUUUAAAGAUGAUGUAUAUGAAUAAAUCAACGGUUACAGGAGAAAUAAUUGAAGUUUAUCAACCAAGCGGCGAGGAGGAACAAAAAUUUAACGAUAAUACGCAUAAUAUGAAGGCUUUGGUUGAUAUGUAUUUACUAAGUCUAUCUGAUGUGUUGGUUACGACUUCUUUGUCUACAUUUGGAUAUGUUGCUCAAGGUUUUGGAAAUUUGAAGCCAUGGCUUCUAUACAGGAUAGUAAGCAAUGAGACUCAUUAUCCAGCUUGUGAAAGAGAGUUCUCAAUGGAGCCUUGUUACCAUUAUCCUCCUAAGCAUUUUUGUAGUGGAAAGCCUAUACAUGAUUUUGCUUCUUCUUUCAUUUAUAUGAGGCAAUGUAAGGAUUAUAGUUCUGGUGUAAAGAUGAUUAAUGAUUUUUGAUAGUUAGAUAUGUUUCAGUUUGCAGUUGCUAAGACUUUUUCUAAAUCAUGAGUAUAAUCUGUUUUGAAGAUAGUUUUCAUUCCCUAU